AUGGCGGAGCUUUCACAGGGAGAUCGCAACAUUAUCAAGAACCAUCCUCUAACUAACUCAUUCAGUUAUUUACGAGAUGUGCUUCAGGAAGCUGAAAAAAUCUAUGAGUCGCGUCUAAGUUGCGAUGGCUCUGAGGAUAGCCUUGACCAACUCUAUCGAAAUGCGAUUUCAAAACUCCUCUCUGCUUUACAGGGAGAGGAUGCAGCUUACAGCCUUCGCUCGCGAAUGAGUAACGGGGAUAUGGUGUCUGAUCUAGCACACUUAGUCAAGCGUCUGCGAAAUGCAAAAGGAAACUUCAAGUACGAUGACUACCGGUCACUGGUAUGCCUGGUCACCCAAAGGCCACCAGGCAUUGAAAUCCAGGACGUCGAUGAAUGGAACAUCGACAUCUGGAAAGCUGUAUUUAGCCUCAUUGACACCGUCCCUCGAACAACUCCUCCGGCGAGCGUACCACCCUCGUUCGAUGGCACGCCGAUCAGAUCCACCUCGUCAUCACAGAAAGGCUCCGAGCAGACGCGUGAGUUGGUGAAUCCGAGAAUCUUUGAGGAGAUACGUGGCUGCACAUUUCGAGACGUCGAGGGCUUCUUUGACAAAUACUUUGAGGGAAAAAACUGGAGCGGCAAAGCAGAUGCCAUCUGUCGACGCGUACUGGCCCCAGACAGCGAUGGUAAUUGGGCCCAGUUUCCAAACCCUCCUACACAGGACGAUGUCCUUGCCUGGUGGUUUCGUCUUCAAGAAGACCUUCUCUCGGAAUCACGCGGCACCUACUACACCACGGCUAGCAAAGUGGAUCUUACCGGUUCGAAGGCGGAACGGCAAGUUGAUCUUCUUUUGAGAGCUAGGAGUGGGAGCCCCUCGCGAAACAAACACGACUGGAGAGACAUCCUGGUAGUUGGCGAGCUCAAAAAGCCCAAGGAGGAGAUCAGGACCAAAAGCACACUGCUGCAGAUGGGCUGCUGCGUGCGCGAGGUCUUUGCUGCGCAGCCCACCCGGCGGUUCGUCCACGCAUUCGCCGUCUGCGGGACCAAGAUGGAGGCGUGGGUGUUCGACCGCUCGGGCCCCUACAGCUCGGGCAUCAUCGAUGUCAAUGAGGACUCGAGACGGUUCUUGCAGGUGCUUGUGGGCUACACCAUGAUGAGCGAUGAGGAGCUGGGACUGGACACCUUUAUUGCUAGGGAUGAAGGCGGCAACAAAUCAAUAACUGUCAAAGGGCCUGGGAACUCAGAGGAAAAGGUGCUGCGGCUGGGUGAAAUGCUUUCCUUUCAACCUGCCAUCGUGUGUCGCGGAACCACAUGUUUUCUCGCAAACAAUGGACAAGUGGAGGGCGUAGCCAAAUUCUCGUGGGUGUCGGACAAGCGGCGACCGGAGGCGGAACUCCUCGAGCUGGCCGGUCGGAAGAAUGUCCGGGGGGUCGCCAGGAUCAUUGGCCAUGGUGCCAUCACUAGUAUCGCCGACAUGCGCCGCGGCCUGACCUUCAACAACAAGCGCCACAACUUCAAAAGCGCACCCCCCAGCACAGCCUCCUCGUUUCAUCAAUCUCAGCCGCUCACCGAGCCCUGUCGCUUAGAUAUCCGUCGAAAAUCAUCUUCCAGGAAACGCAGAUCUCCGGACAAGGGGAUGCAGGUAUCCAAACGAUCGCGUUCCAUCCAUCAACCGUCGAGGGACACCCAGCAGGAGGAUGAACUAGCUUUCUCUGUUCAGUCGGCGCACAAGCCGAGCCUCUUCGACGGAAAUGGCGAGGAACCCUACGACAACCGUGUCCUCCGCUGUCUGCUGAUAUCGCCCGCUGGCCGGCCGAUCUACAAGUACGAAUCACCCUUGGAGCUGCUCAAGGCGCUUCGCGAUGCAAUAAAGGCGCACCGGUCUCUUUACCUGGAUGGGAACAUCCUUCAUCGAGAUAUUUCGGAGAACAAUAUAAUUAUUACGGAUCCUGAAAAGGCGGGUGGUCACUCGGGCAUGCUAAUCGAUCUGGAUCUUGCCAAGGAAGUCGGCAGCGAGCGAAGCGGCGCACGGCACCAGACCGGCACGAUGGAGUUCAUGGCGAUUGAGGUGCUGCUUAAUAUCGACCAUACCUAUCGGCAUGACCUCGAGUCUUUCUUUUACGUGCUUAUCUGGCAGUGCGCCCGUAAUGGCUGGGGGAAGGAUAACCAUCCUAAGGAUAGUAAACUGCGUGCCUGGUAUACUGGUAACUAUGAGGACAUUGCAAACGCCAAGCUUGGCCAUAUGAGCAAAGCUGAAAACAUGGGAUUUGGAUUCAUUUUGAGGGAGUUCCCUCCAAAAUUCCGUGGUGUUGUACCGCUUUGUCGGGUCCUACGGGACAUUCUCUUUCCUUACAAUGACAAAGGUCUCAUUGUUGGCACUCCCCAAGACCCAAACCGCUUAUAUGAUCCAAUUAUCAAGGCAUAUGAUGACACAAUCACCCAGUUUGAACUCGGAAACCUCACCCACAAUAAAUCUAUUUAGUGUUCUCUCAGAGUUAAAGUAAGGUCCUGCCGA
Molecule: messenger RNA, 2496 nt
Organism: Coccidioides immitis RS
Lineage: Eukaryota; Fungi; Ascomycota; Eurotiomycetes; Onygenales; Onygenaceae
Exons: 1
Coding region: 1-2463 (820 amino acids)
Biological process (GO): protein phosphorylation
Molecular function (GO): ATP binding; protein kinase activity
Source: RefSeq, a predicted model, not a curated record